GUCCCGUGCAAAUGUCGUCGUCGUCGUCGUCGUCGCCGCCGCUGACCCCGUCGCGAUCAGCGACACCCGCGACGAUGCCCGUCCAGCCAGACCACUUCUUUGGCCCCGAGGGCACACAGCUUCCGCCGUCGCCCAACUCUCUCGGAAGGGCCUGGCUCGACCCCGCAGACGAUCCUCUCGCACACCGUGGCAUCCCCGUCUUCAGGCCCACAAUGGACGAGUUUGCCGACUUCGAGCUGUUCAUGUCAAAAGUAGAGUGCUGGGGUCUACGCUAGCGGUAUCAUCAAGGUCAUUCCUCCUAAGGAGUGGGUCGACGCCCUACCACCCAUCAAAGACCAGCUCCUCAACGUCAAGAUAAGAUCCCCCAUCGAACAACACAUGCUCGGAAGAGGCGGUCUCUUCAGACAGGAGAACGUCGAGAAGCGCAAGGUCAUGAGCGUGCGUGAAUGGGCAGAGUUGUGCGACAAGGACGAAUUUCGCGCCCCUGGCAUAGACGAUGUCGGCAUCCAUGCUAGAGGUACCAGAGCGGACUCGAGACCUGUCCGUGCCCGUCGAACAAGAGCAGACGCAGACAGUCGCAAAGUAGAAUCCGUCGAACCAGACGAACCGAGCACACCCCUAACAAAGCAACUCCCAGAUAUACUUCCUCAUCCAGAACCAAUGUCACCCCCUCAGAGCGUCGGAAAUCCUCUGACUCCAAACGCAAUCGAUCCGGCCUUGGAUCUCUCCGGCCAAGAUGUCGACAUGGAGGAGGACCCUGUUACGGCACUCACUCCACCAGACGGUCCGUCGGACUCGCAGGGAAAGCCAAAGUCAAAGGGAAAGCGCGUGACCCAGACUCGUGCUGCACGAGAAGCAUCUCUCGCCGAACGUGCGGCCAAAGAUAAAGCCUUUAUUGACGUUUUCGACCCCAGCAAAGACUGGCUGCCUCCUAACACCAAAAACGAUGAUUAUACUCCCGAGUUUUGCCAGAAACUCGAACGGCAGUACUGGAGGAACUGUGGUUUAGGAAAACCCGCGUGGUACGGGGCCGACAUGCAAGGUUCCCUGUAUACCGAUGAAACAAAGAUUUGGAACGUCGCCCAUCUCCCGUCACUCCUAUCUCGCCUUCUACCAGCUUCCUCGAAAGGUCUUCCAGGUGUCAACACGCCAUACCUCUAUUUUGGAAUGUGGAGGGCAACAUUUGCAUGGCACGUCGAGGACAUGGAUCUUUUCAGCAUCAACUACAUUCAUUUUGGCGCUCCCAAGUUUUGGUAUGCUGUCCCUCAGGGGCGGGCUGCUGCCCUAGAGUCGACGAUGAAGGGGUACUUUCCACAAGACACGUCACACUUGCCCACAAUUCUUGCGACACAAGUCGUUCCUGGCAUCACCUACUCUGCUGGCGCAAUCGUCCUGCCGCCCCAACUUCCUCGUACAGCGUGAACAUGAGUUCGUGAUCACCUACCCCCGUGGCUAUCCAUGCCGGUUUCAAUCUUGGGUUCAACUGUGCUGAAAGCGUCAAUUUUGCAUUGGACAGCUGGCUGGAGCUCGGGCGGAAGGCGCAAGUGUGUCGCUGCGUUAGCGAUAGCGUUCGUAUUGAUGUGGACCAAC
Messenger RNA from Pisolithus orientalis, 1590 nucleotides. RefSeq names its product JmjC domain, hydroxylase-domain-containing protein. The coding region runs from base 379 to 1422 and encodes 347 amino acids. Lineage: Eukaryota; Fungi; Basidiomycota; Agaricomycetes; Boletales; Pisolithaceae. Gene Ontology annotation, cellular component: nucleus. Gene Ontology annotation, biological process: chromatin remodeling. Gene Ontology annotation, molecular function: histone H3K36 demethylase activity; histone H3K9 demethylase activity. The transcript is spliced from 5 exons. The record is from RefSeq and is a predicted model, not a curated record.